CAACCACAAAAUUUUAGUAAAAUAUCCCUGUAGGACACUAGAAAGGUCUUCCUGAGCCUGUCUUCGAAAUGUCAUCGGUAAAUCAGACUUUCUCCUAAAUGCUGGGGCUCCCUCUGGCCACCCGAGCAUGACCCACGCUGACCUGCCUGCACUGACCGGCUGCAACACCGGCCCAAGGGUUACUUGGCCGCCGCGCGCCCAGACCACCAACCUGUGCUGCCCGGACUAUGUCCCUGCGAAGGCGGAGCGCCAUGGACCGGGCUCAGAUCUCCGCUCUGGUGUUCGGUGUCGGCGGGUUCGGAGCUCUGGUCGCUGCCACCGCGUCCAACGAGUGGAAGGUAACCACUCGAGCAUCGUCCGUGAUAACCGCCACUUGGGUUUACCAGGGUCUGUGGAUGAACUGCGCGGGCAACGCGCUGGGCUCCUUCCACUGCCGGCCGCACUUCACCAUCUUCAAAGUAGAAGGUUACAUCCAGGCGUGCCGAGGACUGAUGAUCGCCGCCGUCAGCCUGGGCUUCUUCGGUUCCAUCAUUGCGCUGUUUGGGAUGAAGUGCACCAAAGUCGGAGGCUCGGAGAAAGCCAAAGCUAAGAUCGCAUGUUUGGCUGGGAUUGUGUUCGUCCUGUCAGGGCUGUGCUCAAUGACCGGCUGUUCUCUGUACGCAAACAAAAUCACGACGGAAUUCUUCGAUCCUCUCUAUAUCGAUCAGAAGUAUGAAUUAGGAGCCGCUCUGUUCAUUGGAUGGUCGGGAGCCUCACUCUGCAUAAUUGGUGGUGUCAUAUUUUGCUUUUCAAUAUAUGAGAGCAACAAAACACCCAGGAUGGGAUACGCGUACAAUGGGCCCACGUCGGUCGUGUCUUCACGGACCAAGCAUCACGGGGGAGGAGAGGGUAAAACCUCCAACCCUUCCAAACAGUUUGACAAGAACGCAUAUGUCUGAUGACUCGAGCGCCGCGACAGCCUGUCUGGAGUUUGUUACAAAGGUGGACCGGUCCCAGAGCGAGAUCCCGUCAGGGCCCUCCUAGAAUCAACACUCAAACUAUUUUUAAAACACGAAUUUGCAGAGUUUGUUGAUUGUGUGGAUGUAAAUGUUCUGACAUAGUUAUAUACUAAUCAUUUUCUGUUGUGGCUUUCUAUAAAAAAAAUAAAGAGGUUAUUUCCAGGA
Messenger RNA from Phyllostomus discolor (pale spear-nosed bat), 1163 nucleotides. RefSeq names its product claudin 10 (gene CLDN10). Gene Ontology annotation, molecular function: structural molecule activity. The coding region runs from base 228 to 938 and encodes 236 amino acids. Gene Ontology annotation, cellular component: plasma membrane; bicellular tight junction. The record is from RefSeq and is a predicted model, not a curated record. Gene Ontology annotation, biological process: cell adhesion; bicellular tight junction assembly. The transcript has 5 exons. NCBI's taxonomy places the organism in Eukaryota, Metazoa, Chordata, Mammalia, Chiroptera, Phyllostomidae.